Molecule: messenger RNA, 495 nt
Organism: Styela clava
Lineage: Eukaryota; Metazoa; Chordata; Ascidiacea; Stolidobranchia; Styelidae
Source: RefSeq, a predicted model, not a curated record
AUGGAAAUCUUCAAGAAGUUUGGAUCGAGAGCACUGAAUGGAUUCGGCGUUGGUAAAAAAGAGAUGGAAAGAAAUGUAAGGGAAGAAACUUUCUUUUUGAUUAAAAGUCUAACGAGGAAAGAAGACAGGCGCAGUUUGCUUUUGAAACUAACAUCGGCAACCUCGAAUAUCAUUUGUAGAUUGGUUCUGGGGACAAGAUUUGAUGAUAAUGACAAGAGAAUUAUGCGAAUGACUGAGCUCUUACACGAUUUUUUUGCAGUCACUACAGAUUCAAAACUCUGCGGCCUGGUAGCGAUUGCUCCGUUUCUCCGAUUCAUUCCUCCAUUCAGCGGAUCUAUAAAACGUGCUUGGGAUGAUACCGUCGAAUUUUCUGAAUAUAUACGUGACAUUAUUGACGAAAAAGCAUUAAAUUUCAAUAACAACGAUAUCAGAAAUGUCAGUGAUGAAUAUGUUGGAGAAAGGAUAUCUAAUAGGCCGAAUGAUCUUGCACUUAAU